AUGCGUGAAUGCAUUAGCCUACAUGUUGGUCAAGCUGGUGUUCAGAUGGGCAAUGCCUGCUGGGAAUUGUACUGCUUAGAGCAUGGUAUUCAGCCCGAUGGACUUUUGCCUGGAGACAAGUCCAUGGGAGCUGAGGAUGAUUCAUUUAACACCUUCUUUAGUGAGACCGGGUCUGGCAAACACGUACCGCGUGCUGUUUUUGUCGAUCUGGAACCUACUGUUGUUGACGAAGUCCGUACUGGCACUUACCGUCAGCUCUUCCACCCGGAACAGCUAAUUACGGGCAAGGAGGACGCUGCGAACAAUUAUGCUCGUGGCCAUUACACUAUUGGCAAGGAAUUGAUUGACCAUGUGCUUGAUCGUAUUCGCAAAUUGGCUGAUCAAUGUACUGGUCUCCAAGGUUUUCUGCUUUUCCACUCUUUCGGCGGUGGUACAGGCUCGGGAUUCACUUCUCUCCUCAUGGAAAGAUUAAGUGUUGACUACGGGAAGAAGGCCAAGCUCGAGUUUUCUAUUUAUCCAGCACCACAAAUCUCGACUGCAAUGGUCGAGCCAUACAACUCCAUUCUCACUACUCAUACUACGCUUGAGCACUCAGACUGUUCGUUUAUGGUUGAUAAUGAGGCUAUUUACGACAUCUGCAGACGCAAUCUUGACAUAGAAAGACCUACCUACACCAACUUAAACCGUCUUAUCAGUCAAAUUGUGAGUUCGAUCACCGCUUCAUUGAGAUUCGAGGGUGCUCUUAAUGUCGACUUAACUGAGUUCCAAACGAACUUAGUGCCUUACCCUCGUAUCCACUUCCCGUUAACUACCUAUGCACCGGUUAUUUCGGCUGAAAAAGCCUACCAUGAGCAAUUGACCGUUGCCGAGAUUACUAAUUCAUGCUUUGAGCCUGCCAACCAAAUGGUAAAGUGCGAUCCUCGCCAUGGCAAAUAUAUGGCCUGCUGUCUUCUUUAUCGUGGUGACGUGGUUCCAAAAGAUGUAAAUGCGGCCAUCGCAACCAUCAAGACACGUCGUAAUAUCCAGUUUGUUGACUGGUGUCCAACUGGUUUCAAAGUUGGUAUUAACUAUCAACCACCGUCUGUGGUACCUGGUGGUGAUUUAGCCAAGGUUCAACGUGCUGUUUGCAUGCUGAGUAAUACCACUGCCAUUGCCGAGGCAUGGGCUCGAUUGGAUCACAAGUUUGACUUGAUGUACGCCAAGCGAGCCUUCGUUCAUUGGUAUGUGGGUGAGGGCAUGGAAGAAGGUGAAUUCUCUGAAGCUCGUGAAGAUCUUGCUGCUUUGGAGAAGGACUAUGAGGAAGUCGGUGUUGAUAGUGCCGAUGACGAAGCUGCCGACGGUGACGAAUUUUAA
Messenger RNA from Rodentolepis nana, 1353 nucleotides. The record is from the annotation of a GenBank genome assembly. Lineage: Eukaryota; Metazoa; Platyhelminthes; Cestoda; Cyclophyllidea; Hymenolepididae.